Messenger RNA from Scatophagus argus, 4599 nucleotides. RefSeq names its product solute carrier family 37 member 1 (gene slc37a1). The record is from RefSeq and is a predicted model, not a curated record. NCBI's taxonomy places the organism in Eukaryota, Metazoa, Chordata, Actinopteri, Scatophagidae. Gene Ontology annotation, molecular function: glucose 6-phosphate:phosphate antiporter activity. Gene Ontology annotation, cellular component: endoplasmic reticulum membrane. Bases 1066 to 2814 code for a protein of 582 amino acids. The transcript has 20 exons. Gene Ontology annotation, biological process: glucose-6-phosphate transport; phosphate ion transmembrane transport.
GUGGGUGUCGUCCGGGUACGACACGUCUGAUCCGGCCGCGAUGUGGUCUAGCGAGUUGCCGUUAAAACGAGAAGCGAGGUCGGCGUUAGCCCGCGAUGUAACCGGCCGCAUUGUUUCCUGCGUGGCGUUCAAGGUCUCUCUGUUGAUAAGCCUUAAGUGCCGGGGCUCCGUGGACUCUCAGUAGUGGCUUCACAGAUUGAAAAUAAGACUAAAUGUGGCUGAGCGGACCCGAGUCAGUCGGUCCAGCAGUCUCGGUCUCGGAUUGUGUCCACGUUUGUAGUUCCAGAUGCUCCCCUCAGCCUCAGCAAACACCGGGGUGGGAUUGGAAGUCUAGAUUCACGGUCAGGGUCCGUCUCUCGGGCUUGGCGUGUGUGUUGGGUCUGGUUUGGGACGUCGUUACAGGGAACUAGAAGCAGGGAGGGGGAUGCAGCUCCGCAGAGCCGCGGGUUCAGGUCACCAUGAGACGACGCCUCAGGGGGAGAACCAGGAAGCUGUUUGUGUCGCACGGGUUUACAUGGCAGCGGUGGGUGCACCGACGCGGGACUGAGACGCACGGAUCCCAGGCUGUAACGUGGCCAUGCUGCCGGUCUGCGCCGUGACGGACGGACAGACAGACGGGUUAGUACAGGAUCCAUGCGGGCCGUCAUGUGAUCCAGAGCCGCUCAGGGAUGUGGAGCAGCAGAUGCUCAGCUCAGUAAACCAUGAGGCCAGGGAGGCAAAGCGUGUGUGUACACAGGAGCGUGUCCGGAAGGGGGAACUGAGGUGGCACUGGCCCUGAAAUCUGAUUGGCCACCCCGAGUGCCUCCCAGUUAUUCUCAAGUAUGAUUUGCUAUCUGCCCAGUGAGAGGCGGCUCUUAAGUGGUACUUUUUCAGAUUUUUUCCGUCCGGCUGCGGAGCUUCCUGUGUCGGACAUGUGUCCUCCUGGUGUCCGUCUCCCGGCAGCUUCCUGUGACGCCGCGAUGGUCCGAGGCAGCACCUCCACGUCUGCGUGUUGUCCUUAAGCCUCGUUGGCGCGAGCUCACAUCGGCCACCCGUCGCUGCGAUUGUCAAUAUUUGUGUCCAAACAUGGCCGCGAUUCCUCCUGGGAUCCGCCUUCUGGUGUCCUUUGACAGGGACCAGUGGUACAGAGCGCUCACCUUCAUCCUCACCUUCCUCCUGUACACCAGCUUCCACCUCUCCAGGAAACCCAUCAGCAUCGUCAAGAGCGAACUCCAUAAGAACUGCUCAGCAGUCGGCGAGUUGGCCACCAUCGCCUCCAGCAGCAGCAGCAGCAGCAGCAGCAGCAUCAGUGGCGGCAGCGUUGCUCAGCAGCCCGCGCUGCCGUCUCCCCACACAGAUGUGGACUGCAGCUGGAAGCCUUUUGAUAAAAGGAACUACAAGCAGCUGCUGGGAGCCAUGGACUACUCCUUCCUCUGUGCCUACGCCGUGGGGAUGUACCUCAGCGGCAUCAUCGGGGAGCGCCUGCCCAUUCGUCUGUACCUGACGGUGGGCAUGCUGACCAGCGGCCUGUUCACCUGCCUGUUCGGACUGGGUUACGCCUUCAACAUCCACAGCCUGGGCUUCUACAUAUCUGUCCAGGUGGCCAACGGCUUGGUCCAAACCACCGGCUGGCCCAGUGUGGUGACCUGCAUCGGCAACUGGUUUGGAAAAGGAAGGCGAGGCCUCAUCAUGGGCCUGUGGAACUCGCACACCUCGGUGGGAAACAUCCUGGGCUCUCUGAUCGCCGGCUACUGGGUGUCCUCCAACUGGGGCCUGUCCUUCAUCGUCCCGGGGCUCGUCAUCGCUGCCAUGGGCGUCGUCUGCUUCCUCUUCCUCAUCGAGCACCCGAACGACCUGAAAAGCAUGUACGCUCAGACGUCUCCGCCGGUGGACACGGUUCCCAACAGGAGCUGGGGUGGUGCGAAUGGCCACGCUGAAGCGCAUCGGCAGUACAAGGACAGCAAAGCCCAGAGCUACGACACGGAGCUGCUGCUGCCCAGAGACAGCGUGUGUGUCCCCGUGCAGCCGGUGGUGGUGGUGAAGAGGGAGUCUGAGCCAUCGCCUAUCAGCUUCAUGGGAGCCCUGCGGAUACCAGGGGUGGUGGAGUUCUCUCUGUGUCUGCUGUUCGCCAAGCUGGUCAGCUACACCUUCCUCUUCUGGCUGCCGCUCUACAUCACCAAAGCAGCUCACCUGGAUGCCAAGAAAGCUGGAGAUCUGUCCACCCUCUUUGACGUGGGAGGAAUAGUGGGGGGGAUCUUGGCAGGUGUGAUCUCUGAUAAACUGGGGAAGAGAGCCACCACCUGUGCUGUCAUGCUGCUGCUGGCUGCUCCCACACUCUAUGGCUUCUCCAUGAUCAGCCAGUUCGGUUUCGGGCCAACAGUCGGCAUGCUGUUGGUGUGUGGAGGUCUCGUCAACGGACCGUACGCCCUCAUCACGACCGCCGUGUCCGCCGACUUGGGGACCCACAAGAGCCUAAAAGGCAACGCCAGAGCCCUGUCGACUGUGACGGCCAUCAUCGACGGCACAGGGUCUGUAGGUGCGGCACUGGGCCCCCUGCUGGCCGGGCUGCUGUCUGCGGGAGGCUGGGAUCAGGUCUUCUACAUGCUGAUGGCGGCGGACUUCUUUGCUCUGCUGGAUGAAGGAGCACUGAGCACUUUGUACGGCACCGCCUCCACGCAGGAGCAGCGAGUGCAUCGAAACCACUCGUCCAAGCCUGAAAUGGACUCCCCGGACUCUGCUGGACGCCGGACGUCAACCUCCCAAAACAACAUGUGUGUUAGCGCAGCUGCAGACGUCCUCCCUGUUGACCCCGAACACACUACCUGCUCAGUCUGACCUCACUGUGUGUGUAGCUACGAGUGACAUUUAUUUAUUUCAGAUAGAAACCUUUGAAACGGCAACUUCCAUGACUGCGUUCUUCUGACUCAAAGGCCGCCGGUGGGACCGAGCUGGACGCGGCCUUUGAGUCAGUUUCCCCUCGAGUGUCUCCACGUGGUUUUACACACCCAACAACAGCAGGACUGGAGUGUGAGUUUAUUCAUUCAUUUAGUCUGGAAUGGAGACAUGAGAGAAGGUGGAAGCGGUGCCAGCCGGACCCGAUCUACCAGGGAGGUUUCCUACCCGGCGGCGGACAGAACGGACAGGAAUCCUCUAAAUUAAAUUUCCUCACUGUUUCACAACCUGCUGUUGAUCACAGCAGCCUCAGGUGGUCGUUUCUGCUUCUGCUGCUGCUGUUAACGUCGCUCUGCUGAGAGAGAGAGGAAAUGACUCCGAGACCACUACGACUGUCUGCUGCGUGGAAGUCGCCGUUUCGCCGUCACCUUUGCCUUACUGAACCAAAGAGACUGUGCUGUAAUUUAAAGAGAGUGCUUGUUUUAAAAGGCAGUUAAUUUAUUCCUGUCAGCUCUGUGGUGGUUUCCCUCCCCUCUGAAUGCACCAAAGUUGUGUUUUUAUGCAGAAGCUCGUGAUUUUCUGUGAAUGUAAAGCUCUGCUUAGAUGGCGGACGCGUCAGACCUCGUUUGGAUCCACGUUGCAGUGCAGUGUUGGUGUUUAGAGCAGCUGAAUCCUGUCUCCGUUUGCAACAUCAGUGACUUUAACGCGUCCACUUUGUGAUCUUCUACAGCAUAGAAUCAUGUUGCUGAUCAUCGUGAAACUCGAGAAGCUUAGAGGUUUCUUUCCACAUUUACUUUCAUAUUUAUGAUCUGUUAAUUUAUUAAUUUAAAGGCAGACUCCUGGUGAUAAAUCAAAAGCUGAGGGAUGAUUUCCGUCGCGGUGGCGGCACUGAGACGACGUUGUUGAACAGAGCACAUGUUGAGUGUUCAUCGCCGUUCGUUGUGUAGGACUCGUACUUGAAUCGUUGUGUGCCUUGUCCGUCUUUAUGCUGGGAAGCUGAUUUUGUACAAAUUAAAAAAAAAAGGAAAAAACCAUCAAAAUGUUUCCUCGUCAUUUGUGGAUGGUUAACUCCCAAAGCAUUCUGGGAAAACCAAAACAUUUGUUGUGUUCUCUUAACUCUUUCGGGGUUGUGUUUUUGAUGGCUUCUUCCUGCAGCGUACUGCCACAGGCCGGCUAAAUCGGUCCGGUUCCUGGCAUGGAGUGGCCUCGAGUCUCAGCUGGAGGUGGCAGGUGUCACCAGAAACGGCGAGCGUGUGACAGGCACAAACCCACUCAGUGACACGGGCAGACACACACACGAGGAUCGGGAAGAGGCCGCGAAUCCAAAACUCGCCGUCUGCGUUGGCGUCGACCGCCCAAACAGCUCGUGUGACAAGAGCCAGAAAACUCAUUCGUUUUCUCUCUCAGAAAGUUUGUCUGCGCAUUCAGUUCUGCAAACAAGUGAUCUUAAUUUAAUUCACUUUAAUGAUGUAAUCGUGAUUUACUGCUCAGAUGUGUCAAACAGAAGUAAACGUGGAGCCACUGGGUCCUUUUGGACGCAAAUGUUUGACUACGGCUUUGUGUGGAGCGAUGAGGACCGAGGAGUCCGAGCCAGGACUGGUGUGCACAGGAAGAGAGAGCAGUCGCCUCUGAAAUCGGAUCCGAAUCAGACUGUUCACACUCUCAUGAACAAAGCAGAUCUGAGAGUCAGAUUUGGACCAUCUUUGUCUGCAGGCUGAUUUAUUUGAU